AUGAACGACGCAGAUGUCUCUAGGCAAAUCCAGCAGAUGGUGCGGUUCAUCCGCCAGGAAGCAGAGGAAAAAGCCAACGAGAUCUCUGUCUCCGCCGAAGAGGUAUCUCUUCAUUUCACCGUUUUAUCCUCCGCUUUCCAAUCCAUGCCCUCAAACCGAAUCGUCUUUUUCCUUCUGCAGGAAUUCAAUAUCGAGAAGCUGCAGUUGGUGGAAGCCGAAAAGAAGAAGAUCAGGCAAGAGUACGAACGCAAAGAACGCCAAGUCGAAAUUCGCAAGAAGAUAUCUUUAUCGAACGGUUUUGAGUUGCUGAAUUCCCGAAUGCAUGCAAUUAAGGUCACUUAUGAUAUAUCCUACCGGAUCCUUGUGGCCUUGUCGUACUAUUCAGUAAAAUCAAUAAUUAAGCUGUUGACAUCUGUGGCAAAUUACUUGAACUCAAGGAUAUUGUCGAAUUUAUGUUUUGAGGGACAAUUGAUUGUUUGUUGCAGUGAGUACUCGAUGCAGCUGAAUGCUUCUCGAAUUAAAGUUCUUCAAGCUCAGGAUGACGUGAUCAGUUCCAUGAAAGAAGCUGCUUCCAAGGAACUUUUGAGUGUGAGUCAUCAUCAUCAUUUGACUUUGUCUCAUCAUGACCAUGUGUACAGAAACCUUCUGAAAGAUCUCAUUAUUCAGUGUUUGCUAAGACUGAAAGAACCUUCUGUCUUACUGAGAUGUCGGAAAGAUGACCUUCACUUGGUAGAGCAUGUGCUGGAUUCUGCUGGACAGGAGUAUGCUGGUAAAGCAAAUGUUGAACCCCCAGAGAUCAUUGUUGACAACCAAGUCUAUCUUCCACCUGGACCCAGUCAUCACAAUCCCCAUGAUAUCUACUGUUCUGGUGGGGUGGUGCUGGCUUCUCGUGAUGGAAAGAUUGUGUGUGAAAAUACUCUUGAUGCACGACUUGAUGUAGUGUUCCGUAAAAAGCUCCCUGAGAUUCGAAAGCAGCUCUUUGGACAAGUUGUUGCUUGA
Molecule: messenger RNA, 999 nt
Organism: Sphenostylis stenocarpa
Lineage: Eukaryota; Viridiplantae; Streptophyta; Magnoliopsida; Fabales; Fabaceae
Source: the annotation of a GenBank genome assembly